AUGAAGGCCUUGGGCACAGAACAACAGUACAAGGUGGUGUGUCACUGCCUGUCCACCCCCAAAUGCCACACACUGCCCCUCUACCACAUGCAAAUCUUUGCGCCUAAUCAUGUAGUUGCCAAGUUCCACUUCUGGUACUUCCUAUCUCAAUUAAAGAAGAUGAAGAAGUCUUCAGGGGAGACUGUCAACUGUGGGCAGGUGUUUGAGAAGUACCCACUGUGGGUGAAGAACUUUGGCAUCUGGCUGCACUAUGACUCCCGGAGCAGCACCCACAACAUGUACAGGGAAUACCGGGACCUAACCACCAUGGGUGCUGUCACCCAGUGCUACCAAGACAUGGGCACCCGGUACCGCGUCCGGGCCCACUUCAUCCAGAUCAUGAAGGUGGAGGAGAUUGCGGCCAGCAAGUGCUGGUGGCCAGCUGUCAAGCAAUUCCACGACUCCAAGAUCAAGUUCCUGCUGCCCCACUUGGUGCUGUGCCAUCAGCAGAAGCCACGCUUCACCAGGAGACCCAACACCUUCUUCUAG
Gorilla gorilla gorilla (western lowland gorilla) is the source of this 528-nucleotide messenger RNA. RefSeq names its product large ribosomal subunit protein eL20-like. Gene Ontology annotation, biological process: translation. Gene Ontology annotation, cellular component: ribosome. The record is from RefSeq and is a predicted model, not a curated record. The coding region runs from base 1 to 528 and encodes 175 amino acids. NCBI's taxonomy places the organism in Eukaryota, Metazoa, Chordata, Mammalia, Primates, Hominidae. Gene Ontology annotation, molecular function: structural constituent of ribosome. The transcript has a single exon.